CUUUUCUACAGUGCACAGCAGUGGUGAUGACGAUGGUGACGAGCCCACACACCACCACCACCACCACCAGCUCCAGCUCCGGCAGCACCCGCGCAAGCGGCGGCGGUGUCUGCGUUGCGGUUGCCAGUAUGGAAGAGGCAAGGUCAUCACAGCACUGCCAACACAUCCGCUGUAAGCAGUGGCGGAUACACAGGUGCGGCAGGCCUGAGCGAACUCAGACGCCGCGGCGUGCGGGGAUAACGACGCUGCCCGUGAUCACUGUCAUCAUCUUGUUCGUGUGCGUGGCACAGCAGCACCAUGUGGUGCGCGCAGAGCCCCGCGUGGAUGGUGCUGGCGCUGCCCAGCCCCAGAACGCGGGGGUGCCGUCGCGAGCAUCGUCGUCAAAGAACAGGGCCAUUGGGUAUCUGGACGAGCUUGAGUUUCAAACACAGUGCACGAACAAGCACCUUGGCAUGCACCUGUUCCAGUUUUCACGGGACUCCCUGAAGCGGACCCGGCAGUUUGCCAGCGCACCAGGGGAUGAGAUUUCCACUGGCGCGUUCCUGGGGCGGGAUCUGACGUUUCCAGCAAGCUUGACAGACCUGCCCGUGUCCUUUGACAUUGUGUCGAGCGGGCACGCUGCCUCGCACUACAGCGGCAUCGUGUAUGGGCACAUGCACGACACGGCCGGCGAAGAGCAUGCUGUGCUUCAGGUCAACUCACACCCGGGCAACGACGACUUUCGCAUUGCCUUCUCCAACAAGGUGUACCAUCGCAGCACGCCUUACCAGCAGCUGUACGCCGUUGGGAUCACAUUGCACGGCAACGCGGACACCACAAAUGAAGUCUUGACCGCAUACUCGCCGGCGGGAGAAGUGUUGGUGCAGUUGACGUCCUUGCCACCAGCGCACAGCCACGGCGAUACAUUCCUUGGUGUCGUGUCCAAUGUGCCGAUUGGCGCCAUCACCUUUGACGAAAACGGACAGGACGACGAUCCCGUCAGCAUCAAGCAGGUGUACAUUGGCGUGCGGGAGGCGAAUCUGCUGGACGACCUGCACCCUGCGCACCGACGGGUGUUCUGGAUUGCCUUCAACAUCUUCAUCGUCAUGAUGCUUGCUGUGGACAUGCUGCUUGGCCGCAGCCGCUCCGUCGUCCUGUUUGACGCCCUCGUCUGGUCCGCCAUCUGGAUUGCGCUCGCCCUCCUCUUCUCCGGGUUUGUGUUCAUCUCCCGCGGGCGCGGCCCUGCGCUGGUCUGGCUCACCUCGUAUCUGCUCGAGAAGUUUCUCAGCGUGGACAACCUCUUUGUCUUCCUCACCAUCUUCGCCGCCUUCCGCACGCCCUCGCAAUACCAGCACAAGGUGCUGUCGUGGGGCAUUGCGGGCGCCAUUGUGCUGCGUGCGGUGUUCAUCUUCACGGGGGUGCUGCUUGUGGAGAAGUUUUCGUGGCUGUUAGCCCUCUUUGGCGUCUUCCUCGUCUACACGGGCGUCCGUGCAAUAGCAGAGACCUGCAGCCAAGACGAAGAGGAGUCGAUGUUUGGCUUUGACGCCGGGAGCAGUGACCACCUCCCAGCCGCUGCGCUGAAGAACAACCUCGCCCUCAGCAUUGUCGGCUCCGUCAUCCCCGUCUCCCGCCGCUACGACCCAAAGGGCCGCUUCUUCGUGCGCGAGGAUGGCGGGGACGAUGCGAGCAUGACGCUGCCUGUCUCCACCCGCGCCGCCUCCCGCUUCCGCGCCCACUGGAUCGCCGCCAAGAACUGCCUCAGCGCGCCCUUCCGCGUGUGCGUGCGCGUGUGCGGGCUGAGCGGCUUCAAAGCCACGCCGCUCUUUGCCGUGCUGGUCAUUGUGGAGACGACGGAUAUGGUGUUUGCUGCAGACUCCAUCCCCGCGGUGCUGUCCAUCACGCAGGACCCGUUUGUCGCCUACACCUCCAACAUCUUCGCCGUGCUCGGGCUGCGCGCGCUGUACUUUGCGCUGGCGGCCGCCAUGACCAAGUUCAGGUACCUCGGGCCAGGCCUGGGCAUCAUCCUGCUGUUCAUUGGCGCAAAGCUGCUGCUGGUGAUGGUGGACGUGCACGUGUCUGUUGAGGCGACGCUACUCGUCGUUCUCGGCACGCUCGCUGCCGCCAUCCUGCUCUCCCUCGCCCGACCAGGGCACAGCAGCGACAGCCAGGGACCCAGCAGCAGCGGCAAGAGCAGCAAGAGCAGCAGCGGCGGUGGCAGCGAUGCCCACCACCAUCACUACCUUCAUGGCUCCACGGACAAGGCGGCUGGGCGGGCUCCGAGGGGCAUGAGCAGCACCAGCACCAGCACCAGCACCAGCCCUGGGGGCGGACUGCCUGGUCUGGCGAUGGGUGGUAACGACGUGAUGUUGGCGUCGCCGCUCUCGCCACCGGGCAGUGCUGGCCACGCUGCUUGGCCACACGCAUCACUGCAGCCAGCAGCACCAGCAGCGGCACAACCUGACACCACCACCGUGACCAUGUUUUCGCAAUGACGUGCUUGCAGCGUGCUGGCUGGCGGCGAGCAGCCAUUAUCACUUGCGAUGGCUUUAACCAACGACAGGCUAGGAAUCCCAUUGUGACGCAACACGUGCACUGCUGCGCUUGCUUGUGCUCCACCCCUCGCUAGCUAGCUACCUACCUUGCAUGCUUGCGAUCGCGCUUGCUUGCUGGCUGGCUGGCUGUUUUUUCCUUGUGCUUGCUAGGCUGUACACGGUUGCUUGACAGGCAGGCAGGCAGGCAGGCUUCUGUGUCCUCUGUGUCUUCUGUGUCUUCUGACGCGUAUGCUCAUUUCAUGUUUGAGAAAUCACCGGCUUCUCCCUGCUCCCUCCGUCUCUCUCUCCACUUUGGCCUGUGUGCGUCUGUUGUGCGUCUGUUCUCGAUUGCCG
This is a messenger RNA of Salpingoeca rosetta, 2864 nucleotides long. RefSeq names its product integral membrane protein TerC. Bases 27 to 2471 code for a protein of 814 amino acids. Lineage: Eukaryota; Choanoflagellata; Craspedida; Salpingoecidae. The record is from RefSeq and is a predicted model, not a curated record. Gene Ontology annotation, cellular component: membrane. The transcript has 8 exons.